AUGGGCGGCUGCGGCGGCCGCAGUGUGAAGAGCCAGGAGUGUUUCAAUCCGCUGCAACUGCACCUUGGCCCUCUCCAGCUCAGCAACGAAGGCUUUGCGCUUCAGCCGAAGCUCAACGUGGGCAUCCAAGGGAAAGGCAUUACCGCGAUGGCGGGCGUGCGUGACAUCCGCGACGGCCUGAUUUUGGAUGGCAUGGCAAUGGUCACCAAGCACUACACGGGACAGGGGCGCACCAUCGCUGAAGUGUUGCGAAAUGUCAAAGCACAGAACCCGCUGCCCGUCAUCGACGACAUCGUGGCAGCAAUUCCACAUGUGGCAGCAGAAAUUGUGCACCGUACUGGCGCCGAUGUGACGAGCGACAUCGUCGAGUCUGUGCGGGGCACCCUCUAUGUCUACACCGGGGUGGGGUUGUCUGCCGGCGUCUUCCUCGGCUGGCUGGACACCGACGGCUAUGCCAUGAUGGGAGCGCUAGGCCAAGCGAGCCUUCUGAAGAGCGUUGCCCUGAGUUUUCGCGUGGGCAUUUCUGAAGACAAGAUGUCUUCACGCCUCGUGAUGGUGGUUGGAAAUGUGGGCUUCGAGGCGACCCUAAAGAUGAGGGUGCCGCCGCCUUUGGUCGGAUCGGCCGAAGAAGCUCUGACCCUUGCAGAAGGAUCCGACAGCCUUGAAAAUAUCCCGCAGCUCGUUUCCUGA
Molecule: messenger RNA, 690 nt
Organism: Symbiodinium sp. CCMP2456
Lineage: Eukaryota; Dinophyceae; Suessiales; Symbiodiniaceae
Source: the annotation of a GenBank genome assembly